AUGCGGAGCGCCAGAGACAGCGUGCUUCGCGCCGUGCGCGUGAGCCAACCGUUUCGCGGGCGAGCGGGACCCGCUAACGGGCAACGUAACGGACACCAUGUGAAGGAACCGAAACGGAACCGGGCGCGGCGCUUAAGUCAGCAUGUGCGUCUGAAAUAAUUGUGAAUCAUUAAGCCGGUCACUACCUCUUACCUCAACGUCGGUGAACGCACAGGUGCGCGCGCGCUCUACCCGCGUCUAUGGCGAUGGCCGAACUGGAGCGGAAACCCUGCGCACGGGCGCCGGUUCGGGUCGGAUUUUAUGACAUCGAGCGCACUUUGGGGAAAGGCAACUUCGCUGUGGUGAAGCUGGCGAGACACCGGAUCACCAAGUCAGAGGUGGCCAUAAAGAUAAUAGACAAGACCCAGUUGGAUGCUGCAAACCUGGAGAAGAUCUACAGGGAGGUGGAGAUCAUGAAGCUGCUGGACCAUCCGCACAUCAUUAAGCUUUACCAGGUCAUGGAGACCAAGAACAUGCUCUACUUGGUAACUGAGUACGCCAAAAAUGGGGAGAUCUUUGAUUACCUGGCUAGCCAUGGGCGCUUGAGUGAGGCUGAAGCACGGAGAAAGUUCUGGCAGAUCCUGUCAGCCGUGGAGUACUGCCACGAGCGCAGCAUCGUCCACCGAGACCUGAAGGCUGAGAACCUGCUGCUCGACGCAAACAUGAACAUCAAGAUCGCAGACUUUGGCUUUGGGAACUUCUUCCAGCCAGGGCAGCCUCUAGCCACUUGGUGUGGCAGCCCACCUUAUGCUGCUCCCGAGGUGUUUGAAGGACAGAAAUAUGAAGGUCCACAGUUAGACAUUUGGAGUAUGGGAGUUGUCUUAUAUGUUCUGGUGUGUGGUGCAUUACCGUUUGAUGGUCCCAGUCUGCCUGUUUUGAGACAGAGGGUCCUUGAAGGCCGUUUCCGCAUCCCUUACUUCAUGACCGAGGAUUGUGAACAUCUGAUCCGGAGGAUGUUGGUCCUUGACCCGGCUAAGAGGUUGGCUCUAAGCCAGAUUCGUCAGCACCGCUGGAUGGUGCAGGAGGUACCAUCCCCAAAGCCCCAGCUCAACCAGCAGAGCAUGGGGGAACAUAGCGAGCAGGUCCUUCGUCUCAUGCACAACCUCGGCAUCGACCAGCACAAGACCAUUGAGUCUCUCCAGAACAAAAGUUACAACCAUUUUGCUGCUAUCUAUUACCUGCUGGUGGAGAGACUCAAGGCCCACAGAAGCAGUUUCCCUGUGGAACAGCGGCUCAACGGUGCCCAGCGCCGGCCAAGCACCGUGGCCGAGCAGACUGUCCUCAAGGCCUCUGUUCCAGCUCUACAAGCCACGCGCCACCUGCGAUCACCCAUUCUUCUACAGACCUCCACUGAGACGUUCAACUUCACUCAAAGCACUUCUUCUCCAGAGCAGGCCCUAAUGGAGGAGGAGGAGGUGGCUACUCCUAAGGUGGAUGGGUGUCUACUGGAGCCUCUGCCCCCCGUUGUGGUACGUAAUUCUAGUGGCCCAUUUCCAGUCAACGUCACAGAGUCAUCCAUAGAUGAAGGAAUCGAGGCUGAAGAUGAACCGAGCAUCCACUUAAGCCAACAUAGACAAACAGUGUCAGAGGGCACUAACCAACUGGGCACAGUGUCUGCCUCAGGGAAGCUUCUCUCCAUGGCUUUGAACCCAUCUCUGGGUAGCAUGGACUCAGAGUACGAUUUGGGCUCUACAAACAGUGACCUCAGCCUGGCUGAAGACCCUCCACCCCAUGGAGGCACGCUAACAUCGAUGCCUACCAGUCAAGCAGACCCCACCUUCUCUUGCUUGCAACCUUCUAAUGCCACCACCCCACAGGCCCUGAUCUCAGAGGAACGUAAGGCUCAUAAUCAUUCAUCGGUCAGCUUUCGGGAAGGACGACGUGCGUCAGACACGUCUCUCACGCAAGGUCUAGACGUUUUCCGGCAGCACCUCCAAAAUCUUGCCAGGACCAAAGGAAUUCUGGAGUUGAACAAAGCCCAAGUGGUGCUGGGAUCAGGAGAUGGAGACACCAGUUUCCAGCCUAGAAAUCUGGAGCUUCAACAGCAGGGAGAAGCACACCAGUGUCGUAGUGGAAAGGACACAGCAGUGUUCUCAACAAAAAUGCACCCCUAUCUGCUGUCUAGACGGCAGUCGCUGGAAACCCAGUGUCUUGCUCAGAGGCUGCAGAGGGCUAGUCUCCUGGCCAGUGGUGCUGGCAGUGGGCAAAUGUUCUGCAAAGAUCCAAUCUCUCGUACACUGGAGCAGCAACUACAGGAAUACAGACUCCAGCAGAAGAGGCUCCAUCUACAGAAGCAGUCUCAUCUGCAAGCAUACUUCCACCAGACUCAGCUGGCAGAGGACCGGUACCCACCCGAGCAGGAUCACGCCGAUACCUCCCUCACCACCCCGACAUACUCUCGUACACCUCAAACCCUCAGUCCACUCUUGGAGCCUGGCACCCCCUAUCCAGAGAUGCACUCCGUGCCCUCGGACUGUGAGACGACAGAGACUCAACAAGGAGGCUGUGUUCUCGUGAAGUAAAGAUCUUCCCUUUCCAGCCGUAUACACUGGGGCUGGAUCUCAGAAAUAAAAAUGGGAGAACAGCACUAAGCUCUCAUAGACAAGCAAAUUAGUAUGUUGGUUUUGAAACUUAAUGAGACACAUACAUCCCAUUGUGAUCCCAAUUCCAGAGUACGGACUAAGUGUAAAAGUGGUGUACUGUAUCUUUGCUAAAUUAGCUAGAAAAGCACAAUAGGAACACAUGUUCUAGCAAAGAUUCAGAUCCGUGUCAGUAUAAAAGCAAUAUGUUCUCCCAGAAAAGACAGUUUUAUGGUUAUUUCAAUUUACUACAUUUUCAAACUUGAUCAAAUGCUAUUUGUAAUAUGGGAAAGUCAUCUCGAGAAGCAGAAAAGCAGUUCUAAUGUCCUACAGCUUUAAUGUUUGGUUCUACUUAAAGCCUUGUUAUACUUCGUACUACAGCUAUGUCUGACAGCCAACUGAAACAAACCUCAGAGAGCCAAAAGUCUUUCAGAACAGUCGGAGGACCCUAGCUGUCCAUCAGUCAAGAUAAUGGAUAGCAAACAUCAAGGUGUGAUAUGCGAACGUUCACAUUUUAUCGUCCAUUUGACUGAAACGGUGGCAUUUCGUCUGAUGCCGUGUCUGCUGCGCUCUAUCCGAAGUGCCUUUCCAUGGCUCGGAAAGGCAUCGGAAGUCUGUUCAGAUGAAAGUAUAAGUGGGCAUUUAGGCACUUUUUAAAUGUGGCAGAAGGAAACGUCUGUCAAAUCAAGCAAUGUUAAAUUCACUAGUCACUCCAAAUGACAACUAUGAUGUUAGGGUUGUUUCAUUUACCUGGUAUUAAAAAAAGUAAUGCACAUUCUAGUUUAUUCAGUACGCUUACACUGUUUCUGCACACAUCGCAUGUUCUAUUAGAUACCCCAUUAGGUAGUUAUACACUUAUUGCUGUGAUCAUGUGACCACCAUAAGCACAACUUCCCUAAUAUUUUUUGGUGGUUGAUAAUCUUCAGAUUAGCAGUGACACUGAUGGGAUUAGUGCAUGCUUCACUGCCACAGGAGUUCAACGGGUAGCCCCCAUUGAUGCACUGGAUAAAAGGGGCGGUGACAGAUUAUGCAUAGAAACAAAGUCAGUAAUUGUUUACCAAGAAAUCAAUCAUAAGGCCAAGGAGUCUAGCAGGAGGCCAUUUCAGAUUCUGAGUUUACUUAGUCAGGAUGUACAGUACCGUAUUUUCCGGACUAUAAGCCGCAACUUUUUUUCCACGCUUUGAACCUUGCGGCUUAAACAAUGACGCGUCUGGAUUUUUUUUUUUUUUUAAUGGAUUUUUCCCGUUUUCAAUUAUUUAUUUAUUUUUUUUUUAAAAAGCACAUUCUGCGACGUGCUCAGUUUUUUGGCGGCACAAAGCUUUCAUUAGACCAAUGAAAAUGCCGAACGGGUUAACUCUGACACCGAAGGAGAUGACUUCAGUGCUUUCAGUGCACAGGAGGAAGAUAGUGACCAAUGACUUUGUUGGUAGACUACUGUUUACUGCUAAUUUUUUAGUUUUUGUUACAAGCCGUGUUUCGUUAAGGCAUUCAUUAAAUUCCAGGGGUUUCGUUACCACGACGUAAAAGUGGCCGUGUUUCCGGAGGUCUUGGAAAAACGCCCUCUUUAAAAAAAAAAAAGAGCAUACUACGAAGGACAAAACAGUCAUACAGGUAGAUUUAUUUUAGGAAAACAAAUAAACAACCAAAACUACAGUUAUGGUUAAGGUUAGGGUUAGAUUAUCAAAUAGGCCACGCCUACCCGAUGACGCAAUAUCUGUUAUACUGUUCUGAAAUCCCUGGAAAUAAGUGCAUCCCGUUUCGUUAAAGCCUACUUAUUUUUGUUACAAGCCGUGUUUCAUUAAAGCCUGUGUAAAGUUAAUUUGUUUCAACGUACCUGUAGGUACCUGCGGCUUAUAGACGUGUGCGGCUUAUUUAUGUUCAAAAUAAUAAUUUUUUUAAAAUUCAGUGGGUGAGGCUUAUAUUCAGGUGCGCUCAAUAGUCCGGAAAUUACGGUACUUCAUUUUAGUCAUAGGCAUAUCUUUCUCUCUCUUUUGUUUUUUUUAACAGAACUAAAGUCCACUAUGUAUGUUUUAGAGGAUCGAUGGCGUACGACACACGGGCUGAAUCCUUAACGGCUUCCUAUUUUACCCCUAAAUUCCUGCUCCUUAUAUAUUUAAACUGCAUAUUGUGUGAAUGAAAGGCUUCUAUACCCUAGCUGUGUCUUAAAUAUAAGGCCUCUUGUUGUUACCGUACAAGAAUAUUUACUAUCCCAAAGUAUAAUAGCAAUACAGAACAUUUCAGUAAUAGUCCUGACACCUGACGUAGGUGUUUGUAAUCAUUGUGUUUACUUUUUUGCCAGUUUACAAAAAGAUCUCACCGAGAUUUAGUAGAAUUUGUAGUCGAUCUUUUGUUGGCUUUCACUUUGUUUGAAUUAAACGUGAAAGACACUUAAAAGAGAACUCGUAAGUCUUUUGUUCUCUAACUAUCCAUCCAAUAUUCAGCAUACUUGUGGUGUUAAAUGAUAUGUUUGUUGGUCCAGUAUAUAAAAAAAAAUAGCUUGUAUAUCAAAUCUUAAUCCAAACUUCGACAAGCAGCCUGGUCAGUUCACAGCGGAGAUCUCAUUGGAUUUGCAUCCUUAAGCUCUGACUGACCCCAAACCUUAUUAUAGCAAACAAACCCCUGGACAAUAUCAUGACGGAGGGCAACCUGCUACAAACCUGCUCCUUUAAGUAAGCUGUGAGCCAUUAUUGCACUGCAGGAGAGUUGUUU
Tachysurus vachellii is the source of this 5327-nucleotide messenger RNA. It is a transcript of the gene sik2a, whose product is annotated as salt-inducible kinase 2a. Gene Ontology annotation, biological process: microtubule cytoskeleton organization; intracellular signal transduction; protein phosphorylation. Gene Ontology annotation, cellular component: cytoplasm. NCBI's taxonomy places the organism in Eukaryota, Metazoa, Chordata, Actinopteri, Siluriformes, Bagridae. The transcript is spliced from 15 exons. Gene Ontology annotation, molecular function: ATP binding; tau-protein kinase activity; protein serine/threonine kinase activity. The record is from RefSeq and is a predicted model, not a curated record. Bases 240 to 2561 code for a protein of 773 amino acids.